CAUCUUCCUUCUUUAAAUUAACAUCUUAAUUAAUUAAUUAAAAUACAUGAAAGUUUUAGUGGAUGGAGAUGUUUCCUCGUUUUUCAGCUUUUUUUAUCUUCUGACAGAUUGAAAACCCCUUCCCCUGGCAGGCCUCAUCAAAUGCCAUUUUUUUUUUCCUUUUCCUUUUAAUUUUAAUUUUAUUACCAGAAAACCAACAAACACAUAUACAUACAUAUAUCUACAUCUAUCUUUCUCUAAAGUUGUUUGCAGGAGUUAGCAAAUAAAAAGGAGGCUGGCUGCAUCAGUUGAUUUGAAAAGGAAGGUCAAAUCAGUGAAGUUGCAUAUAUUUUUCUUAUCUUUUCGCAGAUGAUAACGGGGCACGUGCAUACUCAGAUUUCCAUCAUACAAGGAUUUAACUGAGAAGUCUAUUAAUUACAGUAACAAAAUUCCUUUAAUGGGUUGAAUACCACACCUAGUUUUGCUCUCUCCCAGCACCCGUCCGCUAAUUGUGCUACUGAUCAUCUAGAGAAAGAGAGAGUGUGUGUGUUUAUUGGACGUGAAGCAGUGUAACGUAGUCCCUUUUGAGUGACAUAAAAGGCACAUACAUACACAAAGAAACUAAUUGAUGGCAACGUACUUUAACGGAAACUCUGAUAUCCAAGCUGAUGGGUUACAAACGCUGAUUCUCAUGAAUCCUGGCUAUGUUGGAUACUCUGACACUCAAACCCCGCCACCGCCCAACUUCACUAAUUUACCUCACGCGCCGCCCAAUCACACCACACAACUUGUGGGUAUCCCUCUCACAGCGGCCACUUUUUCCUCUUCUGCUUCUGCAUCAGCCUCAUCCCAUGGUCCCCACCCUCCAUCCGUCCACACCCAACACGAUUUCUCAGCAUUCCACGGUCUCAUCCCACGUGUUCACUACAAUCUAUACAAUUCAAUUGACCAUACUACGGAGGCGCGUGAUGUGUCACGCGCCAAGCAGGAACUGUCUUUGAGCCUCUCCUCCCAGCAACCACAAUAUGGGUCUUACAGGGCUGAACGUGAAGGUCCUUCUCAGGCCAACCUGCCCACAAUUUCACCGACGUCCGGCAACAAUGUGCGGGUUUCAGACGGAUUGGGUUCGUCAGCAUCUGGGAUUUCAAAUGGUGCUAGUGGAACGCAGAGUGGGGUGUUGGGUUCCAAGUAUUUGAAGGUGGCACAAGAGCUUCUUGAUGAAGUUGUUAGAGUGGAUGAGGCUCUCAACAAUGAAUCAGCUGCCAAGGGGACUGCUACUGGGCUGACCAUGAGAACUGGAAAACCGUCAGCCUCCGAAACCACUGCGGGAGGAGGAGCCACGAACUCAAAAGGCAGUGCCGAGCUUACCACGGCAGAGAGACAGGAAAUUCAGAUGAAGAAGGCAAAACUUGUCAACAUGCUAGAUGAGGUGGAGCAAAGAUACAGACAGUACCACCAUCAAAUGCAUAUUGUAAUAACUUGGUUUGAGCAAGUAUCUGGAAUUGGAUCUGGAAAAACAUACACAGCUCUGGCACUAAAAACUAUCUCAAAGCAAUUCCGGUGCCUCAAAGACUCGAUAACAAGCCAAAUUCGAGCUGUGAGCAAGUGCUUAGGGGAAGAGGAUUGUUUUGGAGGUGGGAAGAUUGAGGGUUCAAGACUUAAAUUCGUGGAUCAUCAGCUCCGGCAACAAAGAGCUCUACAACAGUUGGGAAUGAUCCAGCAUAAUGCCUGGAGACCCCAGAGAGGAUUGCCUGAGCGAUCCGUUUCUGUUCUUCGUGCUUGGCUCUUCGAACACUUCCUCCACCCUUAUCCCAAGGAUUCGGACAAACUCUUGCUCGCGAAACAAACAGGACUUACAAGAAGUCAGGUGUCAAAUUGGUUCAUAAAUGCUAGAGUUAGGUUGUGGAAGCCAAUGGUAGAAGAAAUGUACACGGAGGAAGUGAAGGUACAAGAAGAGCAGCAGAAUGGAUCAGAGGACAAAACAAGCAAAAGUGAAGCCAACGGAGAUUCAGCAUUAAACUCCAUUGCUUUCCAAGAGAUUGAAAAUCAGAAUAAGAGUUUCAUGUCCAAACAAGACAAUGCCAAAAACAAGAAGACUAAUAAUGUUUCGUCAAUUUCCAUUUCUACAGCCUCAACAUCAUCUCCCACUGGAGUAAAUAUCCGAAACCAGACUGGUCGACUGCCACUCAUUGGAGCAUCAGAAAUGGAACAAGGCAUUGCACAAGCAAGUCCAAAAAGACAUAGGAACAUUGAAAUGUUGCAGUCCCCCCAAAAUAGUGGUUCAUCAAUGGAUGAUCAGGUGUCCAUGAAAUUUGGCAAUGAGAGGCAGAGCAGAGAGAGUUUUAGUUUAAUGGGAGCCCCUACAAACUUAAUUGGAGGAUUUGGGUCAUACCAGAUUGGGGAAAUGACAAGGUUUAGUGCGGACCGACUCCCCUCAGCCUACUCGGGCAAUGCUGUUUCUCUGAGUCUUGGUCUCCCACAUUGCGAUAACCUCUCCAUGUCAGGUACCCAUCAAAGUUAUCUCCCUAACCAAAACAUCCAAUUGGGGAGAGGUGAAGAAAUUCGUGAACCGAAUGAGUUUGGCACUAUAAACUCUCCCACUUCUUCUCACUCCACAGCCAUUUAUGAAAGCAUCAAUAUUCAGAACCGCAAGAGGUUUGCAGCAGCACAGUUGUUGCCAGACUUUGUGGCCUUAUAAUUAAAAGAGGCAAGUAUUGGUGAAGAAAGAGGCAAGACGAAAAAAGAGGUACCUUUAAGGUGUCUGAUGGUCCGUCUCUCUAUUUCCUUAUAAAUCUGUCUAUUAGCAUGGUAGUGUAGAAAGAAGAAAAUUUACUUAAUUAGUAUAGGCCUAUACUUUGCUUCGAGUUCUUGUAGAAGUAAAGUUUAUAGGAUUGUAUAUUAUUUUUGUAACUUCUGCAUUAGUAAUAUAUUUUGGGGGUAUAGAAUUGAUUAUUGCUCUUAAAUGAAA
Cornus florida is the source of this 2947-nucleotide messenger RNA. RefSeq names its product BEL1-like homeodomain protein 1. Lineage: Eukaryota; Viridiplantae; Streptophyta; Magnoliopsida; Cornales; Cornaceae. Gene Ontology annotation, molecular function: RNA polymerase II cis-regulatory region sequence-specific DNA binding; DNA-binding transcription factor activity, RNA polymerase II-specific. Bases 608 to 2677 code for a protein of 689 amino acids. Gene Ontology annotation, biological process: regulation of transcription by RNA polymerase II. The record is from RefSeq and is a predicted model, not a curated record. The transcript is spliced from 6 exons.